Molecule: messenger RNA, 3275 nt
Organism: Carcharodon carcharias (great white shark)
Lineage: Eukaryota; Metazoa; Chordata; Chondrichthyes; Lamniformes; Lamnidae
Gene: sdc4
Product: syndecan 4
Exons: 5
Coding region: 304-873 (189 amino acids)
Biological process (GO): cell migration
Cellular component (GO): membrane; cell surface
Source: RefSeq, a predicted model, not a curated record
CGGCUUACACAGGGAGACACUGCAGAACCAGUUUGCUCUCGGAGUCAGUUUCACGGUGUAACUUACCACCACCACCUCCCGGCUGUGACUUCGCACGCGAUCGAGGAGGGGGCAAAGGAAAUUGACGCAAGAAAACUCGCUCGCAAGUUUUUUUUUCUGUAACGCUCCCGUCCAAGGAGAGGGGAGAGCCGGACUUAAUAAGAACCGACUGCGAGAGAGCGCUACCCAGUCGGGUUUUGGACAGAGACAGAGAGCGAGAGGACAAAACAGGAGCCCAUUAAAGUUGAGGGGAAACUUCCAACAAUGUUGAAAUUCUGGGCACUAGUUACGCUGCUUCUCGUUUCCCUCUGCGGUAUUUCUUCAGCUAAAACGCAAAGGGAGUUCUUUUCCGAAAGGAACCACUUCAAUGACCUGGAGGGUUCAGGGUUCGACGGACUAAAUAAACUUCACCCUGAUGAGCUAGAAGAUGGCUCUGGUUUUGCCUCUGGAGAUGACAACGAUAUGGAUGGGGGUGCAGAACCAAUCGAUGAUGAGGAUGAUAUUGACAACGGAAUUGACGAAGGUGAUGAGGCAACAGAUAACUACGUGGAUACCGCUGUUGAGAAAAAUGAGGUGCAGCAGGUGAACAAUGUCCCAGCAGAGAAAGACCUUGACAACAGGGUUGCCAUGGCAAGCACAAACAAUGGCAGCAGUGUCUUUGAAAGCACAGAGAUGCUAGCAGCAAUGAUUGUCGGGGGUACUAUUGGCCUUCUGUUUGCCAUCCUUCUCAUCCUGCUGCUAGUUUACCGCAUGAGGAAGAAGGACGAAGGCAGCUAUGACCUGAGCAAAAAACCCAUCUACAAGAAGGCACCAACCACUGAGUUCUAUGCGUAAGCCUCAUGGGUGCCUGAGCUUCUGAACAACAGACUUUAUCUUUCCAAGAGCUUCCGCCUUAAGACAAAGACAAAAGUGGAGCCAAAUUCUGCAAUUAGUUUAAAAACUUCCAAUAAAUAUAUAUAUAUAUAUAUUAAGAAAGGCCACUUUUAAGUGCUGGAAAAAAUGUUGCCUAACCCAGAUUAAAAGCAUUUUCAAAUGGAUGUGCCUGGACAAAAAAAAGUCAUCUGUUAUCAUCUGCGAUGAGUAUCUCUACCGAGAUCUGUUGAGGGAGCGAAGAAAGGUUUCACGUUUCCAAUCCCUGAAAUCGUGGCUGGUUUUCAAUACUGCCAUUCCUGGGAAGGCAGGAAAAUCCACGGAUUUUCCACAGAAAUCCACGGAUUAAACACUAAUUGGCAACUUGAUCAACGGCCUUUUUUUUUAAGAACCGUGGUUGCAUUUCUACAUUUCUUUUUAAGAAUUUUAAAUAUUUGACUGCUCAAGUAUUUUUUUUCCCCCCAUGCAGUAAACUAUUAGUUGCUUGUGUUUUCCCCCCAACCUUAGAACAAAUAAAUUGGAAUUUUUAUAAAUGGGUUGGUGACAUACCUAGAGUAACAAUGAUUAUUACAAAUACUAAUAGCAUAAAAUUAUAUUCCUAUAACAUCACUGUCAAAGAAUUUUGCAGAACUGGUUCUAACUAAAAUUUCAUGCUUUUUUUUUAAAAAAAAUAAUUUAUCUAUAAAAUAUUUUAAUUGCAGCCUCUUCAUUUAUUUCAAGGUGUGAUUUAUUUUGAAUGUUUCAGUUGAAUGAUGUUUAAUUCCAGGAUGUAUGUUUCUGCUAUUUUUAUUUUAUGAACAAUAUGACAGUACCACAGUCGGGUUUCAUACUGGAAUAGUCACUAUUUAGAAGUCAGUGCAUCACAGGAUAAUGUGGGGUCAGUCACUCUGAAAGUGAUAAACGUUUUACUGUUGUUAUUUUAAACCGGGUUUCUUUUUAUGUAUUAUUAAUUUAACUCUGUUCCUGAAAGUGCCCAUUUUACAUCCUGAGCAAUUUUAUGACCUCUCCAAUCUUCAUCCAAUUAGUGACGAGCUUGACCUAGGCCCAUGUUGUUGCUAGGAAACUCCAGACCUUCUGUGCAAGAAAGAUGCAAAAAGUCAAACCCUUUAUCAGUUCAAGUUCCUCUUCCUGGCUAUUUGAAGUUGUUGUACAAAUGACAGAAUUAGAGAGAGCAAUUUAUGGAUUAAAUUGUUUUAUAAAUAAAGGAAUGUUUUCUCAUGUACAGCUGUAGAUCCUAUGACGUAAAAAGGGUUUUGAUGUGUUUCAUAAUUUAAUAGCAAUGCCAUUGAUACAGAAACACUAAGAGAAAAUUCCCUUUGGUUCUCCCGGUGGAAAAGCUAAGCUUUCAACUGGUAUCCAUGUGAGACUAAGAAGAAAUACACUAAACAGUGUGGUGGUACCAGCCCUGUUGAGAGACCAAAAUACAACAACAUUUCUACUGAAACAACAUGCAGUUUCAUAUUUUUGUAAUCAAACUUGUCACAAGAGCUUUGCAAAAGCAUUUUUCCAGACCACAAUUGACUCUGCCACAUUACAGCAGCUUUAAGGACAAGUUGAUGAGUUUGGUUAAUGUUUUUUUAAGGAGAGGCUUAAAGGAAGAGAAGUUUAGGGAGGGAAAUUGCAGAGCUGGGGCUUAGAGGGUUGAAAGUAUGGUUUUAAAUCCUCGAAUGAGAAUUCAGUCAGGCUUUUCAAAACCAAAAGUGUAAUGCCAAAGGUUUAGUUUUAGCACUUUAGUUUUGUUAAGUAGUUUCUUUUGACAUCUUUUUCGCUCUGCACAUUUUGGGUAUUCUCCACCAAUUAGCCCCAAUUCUUCUCCCUUAAACAUGUGAUUGCCACAGAGAGUAAGGUACCCCUUUAAUCCUGUGGGGACUGGACUCUUUUUUAAUAGAGGUUAACAUUCUGUGAACUGACUUAGAUGACUUGCCAAUGUGACCUAGCGGGUUGCCAGGUGGAUAACAAGGAAGAUGGCCAGAGGAGAUGAUGGCUUUGAAACCAUUAGCUUUUAUCAAUAAGGCCUCAAUAUCUGUUGCUUUACUAGGGCCUAGGCCAUUGGAGAGGCAGCCAAUAUCCUCACUUACUAUAUAAAAAGAAACCAUUUUGAGGGCUCAUUCAGUUGAGUUAACAUUUGUAUAGUAGGUGACCAAAACCCAACGUCCAACCAUUAUUCCCACCUCUUCAGCUGUUCAGUAAAGGGGAUUGAAAUCUAAAAGGUUAUUUUCUUUAGUCAGAGUUUGUCUCUGAAAAGUUUUAGCAAAAAGUGUUCACUUACUGGCUCCAGUAUUUGAAAAGCGCACCAGGUACAGAACUUUAUAAAAGUAUAAUGUUUUUUGGUUCUUCAAUAAAACUAUAUAUUUUGAUAUAUAAAA